Molecule: messenger RNA, 885 nt
Organism: Vigna radiata var. radiata (mung bean)
Lineage: Eukaryota; Viridiplantae; Streptophyta; Magnoliopsida; Fabales; Fabaceae
Product: dirigent protein 22-like
Exons: 1
Coding region: 46-708 (220 amino acids)
Source: RefSeq, a predicted model, not a curated record
UUAACCCAACUAUUGUCCGAGUUAAGUUUUGAUAUAUAAAUAAACAUGGAAUCAAAAUUAUCCUCAUGCAGUUCUUUCUCUCUUCAUCAUCUUCUCACACCAUUGCCACAAGAACAAUCUUCAUCAACCAUGGCUACCCAAUUCCUCAUUCUCACCCUUCUCAUCUUCUACACCACCCUCACUUUCACCACAGCCCGAGACACAAACACAGGUUUCGUAGGUUCACCAGACCCCAAGGCAUUAGGUUUAAAGGAAAAACUCAGUUUUAGCCAUUUCCGCUUCUACUUCCACGAGAGGUUCGCCGGAAGCAACCCCACCUCCGUCUUCGUGGUUCCGCCUGUACCCAAGUACAACUCCAGCACCUUAUUCGGCGCGGUGGGGUUCAUGGACACCGCCUUGACAGUGGGACCGGAGCCAACCUCCAAGGUGGUGGGAAGAAUCGAGGGUUUGGUUGCAGGAACGUCGCAGAGGGAGUUUAUCUUGUUGGUGGUUCUGAACUUCGUGUUAACCGAAGGGAAGUACAAUGGGAGCACCAUCACUGUGUUGGGGAGGAACCGCGUCACCCAAAACAUCAGGGAGAUUCCGGUAAUUGGAGGCACUGGAGUGUUCAGAUUUGCCACGGGAUAUGCAGAGACUAAUACCAUUUUUCUUGAUCCGAAAACGAGGUCUACCAUUGAAUACAACAUUUAUGUUUCCCACUACUGUUGAGUUAAAUUAACAUAGUGGUUCGUUUAGUUACUUAUCCUAUCUUACACUGUUUCCAAUUUGAAUGUUUCCUUCUAGGGAGUGUGGGAAGAUUGUUUACUGGGUUAUAGUGUUAUAUUGUUUGUUUUUAGUGUCGUGAAGAUAGAAAAAAUGGUAUACAUGGUUGGUAGGGUUUGCUCA